AUGUAUGGAGCCGAAUGUUGGCCAGUGAAAAAGACGCACGUACAAAAGCUUCACAAUGCAGAGAUGAAGAUGCUGAGAUGGUCUGGAGGUGUAACGAGGCUCGACAAAAUAAAAAACGAGUAUAUUCGAGGUAGUUUUAAAGUCGCACCUAUAUCUGACAAAUUAACGGAAAGCCGCCUCCGAUGGUAUGGUCACGUCAUGCGAAGAGACGAGGAUCACGUAGUAAGGAAAGCCUUAAAACUGCCCGAACAAAAGAGAGGUAGAGGACGACCUCCCGCUACGUGGUGGACCAGCAUGACGAAGCUUUUAACAAAGGAAGAAUUACCUGACCCGACAACCCAGGACAGAUUGUCCUGGCACCAUAAAAUUAGGAGAGCCGACCCCACAUAA
This is a messenger RNA of Vanessa atalanta (red admiral), 390 nucleotides long. RefSeq lists its product as uncharacterized. The transcript has a single exon. The record is from RefSeq and is a predicted model, not a curated record. The coding region runs from base 1 to 390 and encodes 129 amino acids. NCBI's taxonomy places the organism in Eukaryota, Metazoa, Arthropoda, Insecta, Lepidoptera, Nymphalidae.